AUGUCAAAUAAAGGCAAGAACCAACAGCGCGACCGGCGCAAAGGCGAAUCUGCACUAAGCGACUUCGCCGACUACGUGGAGCAACAACAGAGCUUCAGAUACCCUGCAUCCCAUCCCGCCGCAAAAGAGAAGAGCACCGAGGACGCCCAGCACCACGAAGAACUGGAUGAGCUCUUUGACAAUCUCGACCUCGAUGACUCGGCACCCCAAGUCCCCUUGAAAGAGCUGUUGCUCAGCUCCGACGAAGAUUCCCUCAAGAAACUCGAAGACGUCAUCAGUGACCGAAUAACGGAGGGCUUUGGAGAGACUGUGUUUGAGGUCGGUUUCGAAAACAAUGGCGACUCAAUGCAGUUGACACCAGAGGAGUGGGAUCAGGUAUACAAGAAACUGGUUGAAGGGGCCAAGAGGAUACGGGCCGACUGCGAACUUCUCAUCACCAAGAACGUCGGCGGCGACAAGGAGGCCGCGAGCACCACAGCCAAGCCAUCCAAGGACAAGAGCUGCAGCGGCAAGAUACUCAUUCGCCAGGUGCCAUCCAAAACUGAAGAUGUCAUUGAGACGAGGAUAGCAGUUGUAGGGAAUGUUGAUGCUGGAAAGAGUUCCCUGCUUGGUGUCUUGGUCAAGGGCGACCUAGACGACGGACGAGGGAAGGCCCGUGUGAAUCUGUUCAGGCACAAACACGAGAUAGAGACUGGCCGGACCAGCUCCGUCGGGAUGGAAAUUAUGGGGUUCGACAGUGUCGGUCAAGUCGUUACGUCCGACACCCCAGGCCGCAAGCUCUCAUGGGAAGAAAUCGGGAAACGGAGCGCCAAGGUCAUCACCUUCACUGAUUUGGCAGGCCACGAAAAGUACCUAAGAACGACGGUUUUUGGUCUUCUGUCUAGCAGCCCCAAUUACUGUCUACUAAUGGUAGCAGCCAACAACGGUCUUGUGGGCAUGAGCAAAGAGCACUUGGGAAUCGCUCUAGCACUCAACGUCCCCGUCAUGGUGGUGGUGACCAAGAUUGAUAUCUGCCCCCCCAAUAUCCUCGAGGAAACCAUUACUCAAAUCACCAAGAUCAUGAAAAGUCCAGGCGCCCGAAAGAUCCCAACUUUCAUCCGCGACCGCGAGCAGUGCAUUAACACCGCUACACAGUUCGUCAGCCAGCGGAUAUGCCCCGUCUUCCUGGUCUCCAACGUGACUGGGGAGUGCCUCGACCUUGUGAGGACGUUCCUGAAUAUCCUCCCCCACCACGGUCGAUACAACGCCGACGCUCCCUUCGAGUUCCAUGUCAAUGACACCUUCUCAGUGCCCUUCACUGGCACUGUUGUGUCCGGGAUUGUGCGGUCAGGUGUGGCGCAUGAGGGUGACGACGUGCUCAUCGGGCCAGACUCCCUUGGUCAGUUCACCCAAACAGCUAUCCGAUCCAUUGAGCGCAAGCGGAUACGUGUGCCCGCAGUAUCUGCCGGUCAGUCUGCCUCUUUCGCUCUGAAGCGAGUGAAGCGGAAAGACGUAAGAAAGGGGAUGGUGGUCCUUCCAAAGAUUGAAGGAAAGCCCGCCCCCAAAGUUCACCGGGAGUUCAUUGCCGAAGUCCUCAUUCUCUCUCACGCCACCACCAUCAAGACCAAGUACCAGGCCAUGCUUCAUGUCGGACCAGUCUCCCAGACUUGUGCCAUAAUCGACAUUGACCGAGAGCUCAUCCGAACCGGCGACCGCGCCACCGUGGCCUUCCGCUUCGUCCAGCGCCCAGAGUACUUGGCGCCCGGCGACAGGCUCCUCUUCCGAGAGGGACGCACCAAAGGCCUUGGUAUUGUCAAGUCCGUUGGCUACGACCCUUCCAAACCCCUAAUGCCUGCCAAGCCCGUCACUGGCGAGGAGAGCGAGGCCCAAACAGGGAAGGAAGUAAGAGUAGGCGCUUGA
Messenger RNA from Clonostachys rhizophaga, 1899 nucleotides. The record is from the annotation of a GenBank genome assembly. NCBI's taxonomy places the organism in Eukaryota, Fungi, Ascomycota, Sordariomycetes, Hypocreales, Bionectriaceae.